GUGUGUGGGCCCGUGGGGUGAUGUAAGAAGCGAUCGCGGGGAGGUGUUUGCGAAAUCUCUUCGUUGUGCGAUUCUCAUCCAUCGCGAUGAGCUCGGGACCGGAGGCGUAAUCUAGCGCCACGCGUUAUCGGCGAGAUUAUUAUCUUCCGUGUACUCGUUAGUCGACGUUCAGCCGAGGGAAACAAUCAUGCGCUCGCAAAGCCACUGACGGGACGAAGUGAAAACGCCGCGUCUCUACACGCUCUCUUCGACAAUGAGCGAGGAUACGAGUCCUUCGGAUCGUCAGAUCCUGCUCUCCCGCCUGCUGGACGCCGUUAAACAGUGCCAGAUCCGCUUCGGGGGACGCAAGGAACUCGCCACGGAGAGCGAUAGCAGGGUUGUCAACCUGUGCACGCAGUUCGAGGCCGUCCUGCAGCAUGGAAUGAAAAAAUCCAAAGGACUCAGCUCAAUCAGACAAGUCUCCGAGAUUGUCAAGGGCUUGAAUCUCUGGAACAGCGACUCCGACUAUGUGUUCUGGCACUAUGUGCGGACUCACCUGACCAAGCACGAGCUAGAGCGGUACCUGGUGCUGCGGCACGUCAACACCGACGAGGGCCGCGGGCGGGCCUGGCUGCGGUCGGCGCUAAACGAGCAUGCUCUCGAGCGGUACAUGCACAUGCUCGUCGGUGAUCCCGCUCACAUCAGCCAGUUCUAUGAGGACACUGCCUUCCUGAUGGACCAGGAAAAGAGCAGCAUGCUUCCCAUCAUGUCAGCAGGUCUGGGAUCCAUCCUGUUUGCAAUCAAUAUCGACAAUCCCGACCUCAACCCUCCCGAGUCAAGUGUCACAGUGCGCGGUCCCAUGCAGAGUGGACUUGCGGACACACGUCCAGUCCUGGCCAAAGGCUUGGUGGAGGGCAAACGGAAGAAGAAGUGCCGCAAGCCUCGGUCCAACGUGGUCUCCUUUGACGACGAAGACGACGAUGAUUACACCUUGGACAGCAGGUUUCUGGGCAACCACAGCUGCUUCAGUGCACCAGCGACAUGCGUCUCGUCUCCUGUGGCAACCGAGUUCCCAGCUGCAACCCUGCAGGUGAACAAUGAGGUGUCGUCAACUGCGGGGGACACUGCCGAUGACGGGGAUGCCGCCACUGCGACGUCUGCAAAGGCUCCAGCAGACGACGCUCAAAGUGUCGAGUCCCUCGCAACUUCUGAUGGGAACCUGUCUGACGAGAGAGAGCCCAACCCUCGCGGCAAGCUAUCAGCAGCCAUCCCGGUCGAGCGAGCAAAGACGUGGUCGGGAUCAACCGAAUCCUCGGGAUCGCCAAGGCCUGAGCUUCCCGAUUCCAUGUCCUCAUCACCAAUGAGCCAUGCCAAAGAAGCGGGUACCAGCUGUCAGCCAUCUUCCCUGACACCUAUUCUGGACCUCUCCAUUGGGGACCUCAUUCCCGUCUGCCAUCCCGCAGAAGAUGGCGCCAGAUCAGAGGACUCUAUUCCGAGCUACAGCGAAGAUACAGAGACGGCAGCGGCUGCUCUAAUGCUGGCGCAGAACGUCUCAUCUCUUGCGCUCAGCGCCGUCGAGUCGCCAAGUGCUGCGCCUGCGGAAGCUGAGCUUUCCUCUGACAUGGUGUCGGCGACCCCAGAGGAGCUCAAGCAAGCUCUGCUUGUGAUGACUCAGCAAAUCAAGGAUGUUGAACAGGAGAACAUUACCCUGCGGAGAAUGGUGGAUCAGGAGAGCGAAGUAAGUGCCAAACUGCGGGCCGACGCCCGUGAGGCUGAGAAGCAGACCAACGAGCGGCUCGACAAACAGGAAUCCCGGAUACAGACACUCACCAGGGAAAACCAACUGCUAAAGCACCAGCUCAAGAAGUACAUAGCGGCUGUGCAGAUGCUGAAGCGGGACGGCCUGGCUGCUCACGAAGAGCUGCGCAAAAUGGUGGGAGAUGUCGAGCCAGCCAUUCCUGACGCCAAGCCACACAUCGACCACCAGUUUGAAGCCAGCGAGUAUGAAAAGAAGCUGGUUCAGGUGGCCGAGAUGCAUGGAGAGCUGAUGGAGUUCAACGAGCGGCUCCAUCGUCUGCUGCUCUUCCGCGAAUGCACUAUCCGCAGGCUACGCGAGGAGCUCACCGACCUGCGCGGACCGCUGCCCGAUGAAAACCAGACCUCGGAUGACGACCUGAGCGUAACGUCAGACUAUGAUGCGUCGUCGCAGAGUGCAUCUCUGAGGCCGCUCAUCAACUUGUGGAUACCCUCGGCAUUCCUCGCUGGGCACCAAUCACAUGCAUUCCAUGUCUACCAGGUGUACGUGCGCAUCAGAGACGACGAGUGGAACGUGUACCGGCGCUACUCGCAGUUCUACGCCCUGCACAAGCAGCUGUGCAAGAAAAACCCCGUCGUCUACUCUUUUGACUUCCCACCCAAGAAGUCGAUAGGCAACAAGGAUGCCAAGGUCGUGGAAGAGAGGCGUCAACGGCUCCAGCGAUACCUGCGCAGCGUUCUCAACUUCCUCACGCAGACGUCGCAGGAGCUGAUUGACAGUCCCGACAGAGCCACCCUUGUCAGGCUGCUUCCUUUCUUCAGGGAACAAGACACGACGCACCCAAAGGUUCGACAGGCACGACGCACAGCACAGCGGCUCCGCGUGCCAGUGGUAGCGGGCAGUUCGCCUAGCCAAGGCGCCAGCUCGUCCCAGGUGCCCGUGCGCCACUACAUGGGUCACUGAACGCUGCUUGGUAGGCGAGAAGAGACCAAACCACGUCCGAGAAUCUCAGUGACUUGUCAGUCCUGGCACCCUUGACCUUCCCUACCUGGCUACUGUCGUGCGUUAGCAAAGGUUGAGGAGGUGCCAUGUAUUUCCUGUCUUUCACCUCGUGUCCCGUCGUGAAAAUACCCUUGUUCCUUUCGUCGCAGGAGUGCUCUUUCCGUAGUCUCGGAACAGAGCCAGCUCGCUGUCGCAACAUGUGUUUUUAACUGCUGGUGCUGAUGCCCACAAAUGGCAAGGAAAAAUGCUGUACGAUGCUGAUUGCGCAGGCUAAGUUGCGCCACCUAUCGUUUAUGUGCCCGUGGCAUGGACGGUGUUGUUGGCAGUCGCGCGGGUCAACAUAUCGGUGCCCAGGUACUGAAUUUUUUUUUCGAAUGUCUACGUUGCCCAUCAGGGUCAUAGCCAUCAAAGUUUAUAUAAGUUCCUGUUGGAGAAACACGCAGGCUGACACUUUCUCGAUGUACCGGCAACGUUUUCGCGGUGCACUAUUUCUCUGCAUUCAUCGGCACUGGCCUCGGUGCUGUACACAUUGCAUUUGGGUAGUGAAGUAGGCUGUAUUGAAUAGCACAGCGGUAUAGCUUCAGCCUAGCAUCGCCAUAGGUAGUGAAGAAAAAGUGGUCAGAGGGGCUGAAGACGGGCUGUUCGUCGUUUUAUCAACAAUAGUUGAUUCUCUCACGACGAGGGACGUGUUUCAGGUCUAUACAGGCUUGUCGAGGAAUCGGUGCACACGUCCGAUGGUCCGAUGGCUCUGGUCGUUCCUUAUUCGAUACAUGAACGCUUUUUCUUCGUUUUGCGAGGCACUCAAUUGAUACGAAAGUCUGCCUGGGUUGGACCACUGUUUAGUUGUGUUUUAUCUGAAAAGUAAGGCGUUAGAAUUUUGAGACCAAAGUAUGGGUCUUGAAACUGAAAUCAGUAGUGAAAACAACAUAUUAACGUACAUAUUAACGUAAUGUACUCUGUUGCUUCUUAUGGGACCUGUGUUGAUUAUAUAAAGCUUGCUUGAAAAGAAAAGUAAUGUCUGUGGUUGUGAGUAUUUGGGAAGUUUGCAUGCUUUCUUCUCUCACUCUUUUUACACUGAUGAUUUACAUUAGUGAUAUCUUUGUAAAGUGGGUGGCAGUGUUUUUUCUCACAACACUGCAUGUUCAAUGGUUAUGUUCCAUGUACCUGAAGUAUUUUCGAGGGUUGAGGGCACACAGUUUACAUUUAUGGUUGUAAUCAGAACUCACUGGAGUACGUCAUUUUGUUUUGCCGCAGCGCAUUUUUGAUGGUGAAACAAGAAAUGUGUCUUUGCUAAUCAUUUAUGCAAUAUUUAGAUGUGUUCUGCAUAUGGUAGGGGACAAGAUUGUAGGAUAUUGAAUCUACUGCCAGUUAAGAAAAAAAACUUGGGUUCACUUACGCCAGUACAUAACUUUGCUUGAUUACCUGUAAAAGCAUCGGAUGCUAAGAUCUGUACCUGUAACUUGCAAGUGUACAUAGCUACGGGUAUAUAAGUUCGUUUAUUUACUAGAAUUGUAGAAGUGACACCUAUCGAGGUAUACAGCAGACACUGAAACAAAUAUAUUAUGGUUGGCACUGACUGAUGGUUUUGACAUUUUAUAGUCAUUUCGCUAGGCCAAACUUAGUAUGAACAGAAUUCAAUAUUUGUCGUAGUUCUUGAGAAGUUGAGGUGGCAUAAACGUGACUCAAGGACCUUUUCUCUUGACAUAUGGUGAGCGUAACUGUCUAUAGUGAUAGUAGUCAGUGUACCAGGUCGAAAAUUCAAAAGUUCGCAAUAGUAUUUUUAAAGGUAGCCAAAAACGAGGAAGUUCCAGGCAGGAAGUUUAAGAAGUAGCCAAACCAUGACUGAACAAUAGUAAAAGAAAAGGCAUGCCCUGCAAAACUUUGUAAAAAGCUUUUGCCGAAAGUGGCCCAAAACUAGUUAUCCCGGGCACACUGGUAUAAGCAAGGCUAAAAGUAGUGAAAAGAAUAGCCAGAUUAGAACUGAAUGGUCGUCGUGUAAAUAUGAAGUUAUGCGGUGUGAAUGACGAAAUCUUAGCGAGAUGGAAUGCGUUAAUAUUUUGUGCAAUUUAAUGCAUUUCAUUAUUACCGUGAAAUUUGAUUGUCGUAAUUUUACUGUACAUACUUACCGUAUUU
Messenger RNA from Rhipicephalus microplus (southern cattle tick), 4870 nucleotides. RefSeq names its product sorting nexin-29. Gene Ontology annotation, molecular function: phosphatidylinositol binding. The record is from RefSeq and is a predicted model, not a curated record. NCBI's taxonomy places the organism in Eukaryota, Metazoa, Arthropoda, Arachnida, Ixodida, Ixodidae.